This is a messenger RNA of Hypomesus transpacificus, 1468 nucleotides long. It is a transcript of the gene nubp2, whose product is annotated as nucleotide binding protein 2 (MinD homolog, E. coli). Bases 67 to 876 code for a protein of 269 amino acids. Gene Ontology annotation, molecular function: ATP binding; ATP-dependent FeS chaperone activity; 4 iron, 4 sulfur cluster binding. NCBI's taxonomy places the organism in Eukaryota, Metazoa, Chordata, Actinopteri, Osmeriformes, Osmeridae. The record is from RefSeq and is a predicted model, not a curated record. Gene Ontology annotation, cellular component: cytosol. The transcript has 7 exons. Gene Ontology annotation, biological process: iron-sulfur cluster assembly.
AUGUGAUGGGAGGUGUUGCGGAAGUGAUUUUUCAACUGCAUGAGAGCGACCAAAAAAUAAAAUAUCAUGGAACAAAACAACGAUGGUGGUAACCUGUCUCAGGUCCAGCAUGUGGUGUUAGUGCUGUCGGGUAAAGGGGGUGUGGGCAAGAGUACCCUUACCACAGAACUGGCACUGGCUCUAAGACACGUUGGCAAAAAGGUGGGAAUCCUAGACGUUGACCUGUGUGGGCCCAGUAUUCCACGCAUGCUGAAUGUGGGCAGGCCAGAGGUGCACCAGUGUGACUCGGGGUGGGUGCCCGUCUACACUGAUGCCCAGAAGAGCCUUGCGCUCAUGUCCAUAGGCUUCCUAUUGGAGGAUCCGGACGAGGCUGUGAUCUGGAGGGGCCCCAAGAAGACAGCUCUGAUUGGCCAGUUUGUAUCUGAUGUGGCGUGGGGUGAAUUGGACAUUCUCCUGGUGGACACGCCCCCUGGGACGUCCGACGAACACCUGGCGGUUCUGGAGAACUUGAAGAAACACAAAGUGGAUGGAGCCAUUCUGGUCACCACACCUCAGGCUGUCUCCAUGGGGGAUGUGAGGAGAGAGAUCACCUUCUGUAAGAAGACAGGCCUGCGGAUCCUGGGCAUAGUGGAGAACAUGAGUGGAUUUGUGUGUCCGCAUUGUUCAGAAUGCAGCAACAUCUUUUCCAAAGGUGGAGGAGAAGAGCUGGCAAAACUGACUGAAUCAGUAUAUCUAGGUUCUGUACCCCUGGAUCCUCUUUUAAGCAGAAGUAUAGAGGAAGGCAAGGACUUCAUCCAAGCCUUCCCUGACAGUGCCACCUUCAGUGCAAUCAACAGCAUAGCACAGACCCUCUUGUCCAGCCUUCAGAAAGCUUGAGCAUGUUCUGGACAUGAACAGGUUGAACUGCCAGGACAUUUUCUAGGCGACCAGCUGUUGUUUUUCUUCAUACUUCUUUGUUGAGUAAUUCUGAAUUCAACACACUUUUGCUAACAAACCUAAAAUGCUGACUUGUACCACGCAUGAACAGACAGCUAAAUGUAUCUGAAUGUAGACAAAGCCAAUUUCAAACAAUUCGGUUUGACAUAUUUUAACCUGACGAUUAUACUGUGUAGUUCCCAACAGCUGGCUAUCUAAAAAUAUGGCAUUAUUCAAAGCUCAUAUUCAUAAUGAGGCCUCCUUGCUAUAUAUUAUUCCACUCACUCUAGAUAAGAGUCUAGAUUGUAGAGAUUGAUGUAGAUUGCAGACAAGGUGUUGGCCAAUGUGUGAAGGUGUGAAGAAUGAAGGAGUUUUCUCAUACAGGAAGCUUUGCUGUUUGUGAUACAAUACUCUUAAAUAAUUAUUUUUGAAUUGAAAAAGAGAUUUCUGAGGUAUGUAUAAUGAUUCCCCUCUGUGGGCUGUAAUUAUUUGUACAGUACAAUGUGUAAUAAACAUUUUGUAAGUGGCCAACCUUUGAUUUGCUUGUGUUUAG